Solanum tuberosum (potato) is the source of this 629-nucleotide messenger RNA. RefSeq names its product outer envelope pore protein 16, chloroplastic-like. The coding region runs from base 135 to 503 and encodes 122 amino acids. The transcript has 6 exons. Gene Ontology annotation, cellular component: chloroplast outer membrane. Gene Ontology annotation, molecular function: amino acid transmembrane transporter activity. The record is from RefSeq and is a predicted model, not a curated record. Gene Ontology annotation, biological process: protein import into chloroplast stroma. Lineage: Eukaryota; Viridiplantae; Streptophyta; Magnoliopsida; Solanales; Solanaceae.
UGUCGUGACAGAGGCAGCAUUUAUUAGACACAAACAUUGAUAUUUGCAUGCAUCGAAAAAGGCGAAACAAACAAAAACUGAUAAAAAAAAAGAAAAGGAAAAUCGGAGUGUGUAGAAGAUAACAAGAAGAAAAGAUGCCUCGGAGUCGAUUUGCAGGAUCAUUGAUUUCUCCAAAGGUUGCUGCCACCAAAACUGUUGCUGAAGAAACUUACGGAAUAGUCACUAGAGGCAGUGUUUCGAGUCACAACUUUGAGAAAUCGUUGAAGAAAAUGUGUAAAGAAGGUGCUUAUUGGGGGACUGUUGCUGGGGUAUAUGCUGGAAUGGAGUAUGGAGCGGAGAGAAUUCGUGGAACCAAUGAUUGGAAGAAUGCUAUGAUUGGGGGUGCGUUGACAGGAGCUCUCAUAUCUGCUGCAAGCAACAACAACAGAGACAAGAUUGUAAUGGAUGCCAUUACAGGAGGUGCUGUUGCUACUGCUUCAGAGUUCCUUAAUUAUCUCACAUGAAUUUACUUACCAAACUGCUAAAAACAUUGCUUUUAGUAUUUGCUCUAUUUCUCUCUAAUUGACUACGUUUAACUCGAUCUACAAUUUAGCUUAUCUUUCCCAAUAAUUGUCAUGCCUUGUUUAGUA